AUGGUGGCGAUUACUAGAGUUACAAGAAGUCAGGUGAAAUCAGAUAGGAAGCCGACUAAAAUAAAGUUUCUGGAUGAAGGUAAUAGUUUAAAUGAUAUUGAAUAUCAUACUGCAGAAGAAGAAGUAGCAGAUGUUGAUGAAGAGGAAGAUGAUGAAGAUGAAGAUGACAUUGAAGAAGAUUCAGAGGAAGAAGAUGAAGACUCCGAUGAUGAAGCUCCUGAAGAAGAAUCAACCAAGGUUUCUGAAAAACAAAUUGAAGCCAAGAUCAAAAAACAAAAGGAAGCAGAUGCAUUAUCAAAGAAAGCAGAAAGAGAAAGAAGAAAACAACUUGAUUUAAAAUAUAAAGAACAACAAGAAUCAAAAAGACAAAAGAUUGAAGAAUCCAAACCAGCAUCAUCACAUAUUGAACAAGAAGAACUUCCAGAUUUCUUACCAGAAGAAUUACUUGAAACUGUUAAUAAUCAACCUAUAAUACCCAAUGGUAAACAUUUAAGAAUACGAGAUUUUGAAGAGAUUGAUGAAAAAUUGAUCCGUCAACAAUUAAUGAAAGAUAAAUUACAAAAGAUCAAAUUGGCAGGAAAGACCAGUAUGGUUAAAGGUCCAGUCCAUGUUAAAGUUCAAUCAUUUGGUUCAACUAAGAAUAAAUUAGUACCUAAAUCUGAAUCUAAAAUAUUAAAAUCAAGAGAUAAAUGGUUAAAGAGAAAAUCAUUAAAUAAGAAAUAG
This is a messenger RNA of Scheffersomyces coipomensis, 723 nucleotides long. RefSeq names its product Bud21p (gene BUD21). Gene Ontology annotation, molecular function: snoRNA binding. Lineage: Eukaryota; Fungi; Ascomycota; Pichiomycetes; Serinales; Debaryomycetaceae. The coding region runs from base 1 to 723 and encodes 240 amino acids. The transcript has a single exon. Gene Ontology annotation, biological process: rRNA processing. The record is from RefSeq and is a predicted model, not a curated record.